AUGUUCCUUGACCUCAACUCUCGAAUCUGGCAGCCUACAGCUACAGCAUGGAAUGGAGGCGAGGUUCCUGCGACAUGUGGAGGAUCAAGCAACGCCAACCAAGCUCCGUUACCAUCUCCCCGUCGGUAUGACACGUACAAGCCAGACUACUCCCUCCAGAGGGAUGAUACCUACACACAAGAUCAGCGCCCCCAGAAUUACAACGGCGACACCCCCGAAUGCCCCCGACAACCAUACAUGAACGCACGGCGCAGUUCCCCUACCACGUCACUCGACUCGGCAGCUGCCCAGCACGCUAUCCGCUUUCCACCCGACGAUGAAUCCGAAAAUGACAUCUCCGAGCACUACUUGACACCGUAA
Molecule: messenger RNA, 360 nt
Organism: Bacidia gigantensis
Lineage: Eukaryota; Fungi; Ascomycota; Lecanoromycetes; Lecanorales; Ramalinaceae
Exons: 2
Coding region: 1-360 (119 amino acids)
Source: RefSeq, a predicted model, not a curated record